This is a messenger RNA of Dendroctonus ponderosae (mountain pine beetle), 2737 nucleotides long. RefSeq lists its product as uncharacterized. The transcript has 5 exons. The record is from RefSeq and is a predicted model, not a curated record. NCBI's taxonomy places the organism in Eukaryota, Metazoa, Arthropoda, Insecta, Coleoptera, Curculionidae. Bases 245 to 1438 code for a protein of 397 amino acids.
AAACCAGGAGUAUAGUUGCUGCCUAUUUGUUACUAAGCUAACUUGAAUAUUGAAGGUGUUUGAUAAAAAAGUGGACUGCGUCAUUAGUUGUUCCCUCGAGGCAGUACGAUUACUGCCUAUUACAGAACUGUAAAAUGUAAAAUCCUUAAAGUCGAAUUAAGCAAAAAAUACCCAGUGAUAAUUAUAUAGAACCUUGAAUCAGAUGAAGGAGAUCAACCAGAUGAAAAAAAUUUAAUCUCAGGAAAUGUCAGGCACGCCAUCAUCAGUCAUCAGUCAUCUUCACGCGAAUUUUGUCAAAUUGGUUUCUUCUAAGUUUGGACGCGGUGCAAACAUGAAACCCGGCUUAAGUUUAGGAAGUUUUGUGCUCUUUUGGCUGUUUGCAUCUGUGAAUUCAAAAGCAAUUCAGCCUUCAGGCAAACUGGAUUUUGAAGACGCGUCAACCGAAGAAUCGCUCGCUAAAACUGAAAAAACCAUCCCUACGAAGAUUUCCGUACAAACUAAUUCAGCUGGUGGACCUGCUCAUGUAAUUGCAAGCGUUUCCUGUGGUUCCACGGGAUGUAAUGCUACUAGCAAUAACAAUUCAGUGGAAACUCAAAUUUUGGUUCACGUGCAAACGAAAGUACACUUUGAUCCUUCUCAGAGGAAAAAAAUCCUGGAAAAUGCUUCUGAUGUGCCGAUUGUGGCCGGAUACAGAGGUGGGGAAUCGGACCGUCCGCCCUUCUCGGAUGACGAUAAUUUCAACAGGAGCCCUCCAGGCAGAUUUGAGCAGCAUUACGGCUCGUCACGAGGCGACCUCACGCCUCCCAAGCACUUUUACUCAGAUUCUUCCAGUACCAACUACGGACUGGGAGGAGAUUCUUCACAGUAUCCUUAUCAGAGCUCAUACCGGCCAGCUAGCAAUGGGUAUCGGGAACACUCUUCAACUUUUGCUUCUUUCGAUACUAACCGACCUGCAAACGGUUUAAAUUAUUUUGGUUCCUCCACACGUAGGCCUUUAGACUCAACAGGUUCAAACUCAAACAGGCCCGAAUAUAGAGAGAAUGGGGUUAAUUUGCAGAUACCAUAUUUCGAGCAAAGCUACAAUAAGCACUACUUUAACGAAGAGCCUCCCCCGCAUACAGUAUGGCUGAGGAAGGGAACAUCCCGAAACCCAGUAGAAUUCCAGAAUAUCCCGCGAAGUCAAUGGCGUCCUGUUUACUGGAAUGGAAGAAACAACAAGUACAGUUUCAGCGAUUCAAGCAGGAAUUUGGAAGGAAGUUAUCGCAGAAACGACCCACAUCCAGAGUACCGUCAGCAGGAAUACCGACCCAGAAACGACGAUCCUCAAUGUUCCUGCAGGGAUCACAGAACUGAGAGAUAUGACCGUUCGGCCACAGUUUACUCCUCACAUAAACGUGCUUCUGGGUUUAUCGACGAUAAACUUUCUUCACUGAAUUAAGCAAUUUGAGCAUUUUAAAAUAAGAGAUUUCAUUAAUAAUGAAAAGUAACGAAUUUACUUAGAUUUAGGUGCAGUUUUAGUGUGAAUAAUCAAGUUUUUAGCAGUUGUUGACGGGUCCUGAAGUGUAGGUACCCAUAUUUAUUUACCUAGCAAUGAAAAUAUUUCCAACUGCUGCAGGCAAACAUAGGAAAAACCUAAUAAGCAUGAAAACAAAUUAGUACAAUUGUUAGCGUAACUAUCAAUCAAAAACCCACGCUGAGCAUGUAGUGAAUAUGUUUUUUCUCGACAAAGGAAAAUUGAAUUCUGAUUCAAAAUGAAUAAACUCUGUGUUGCGAAGAUAUUGAAGGAGCGUUUUCAAAGCGAAAAGGGAUAAUCACAGACAAUGAGAAUAUCAAAAGACAAUAGUUGCUAAGUUCCCCGAGUAGGCCUAAAUCUCAAUCCUUUCUAAUCCUUUGCGAUUUCAUUUUAUAAGGGCCAACGUAAUGAAAUUCCAUACUUUGUUUUACCCUCAACAAAGCCUUAGUCAUUUUUCGAGACCCGGAAGGCAGCAAAAGACGAAAAAAAUAAAUAUUUGUGCUCUUAAUUGUAAAUGUGCGGCCGAAUAAAUAGACAUUUGCCAUUUCUUUCGGUUACUUGGGGGACCCGGAAUGAGUUUCCAAUUGUUAAUUACGUAAAAUAUAUCAUUUUUAUUUUGUGUCAAUGAUUGUAUUUUCCGAGGGAAAGCGAAAAUGUUUAUCUGGAAAGGCCAGUGCCAAAUUGCAGAGGAGGAGAUAACAUUGACUUAGAGCACCGAAGAAAUAAAUAAGCCAGGAAGCUUUACUUUCUUUUCGUAGGUAUAAAAGAAGCUCGUUCCUUUAAUGUCCGUGUAGUACGAUGUUAUAAAAUCCGGCGAUUCCUGAUAUGGGAUUUUUUAUUAUGGUGGAUUGAGGUGAAUUCUUAUGCAUCUUGGAACAUUUUAUUUUUAAAACUCAAAAAAUAAUCGAGCUUGUUAGGCGCAAUUUAACUACCACACCAGUUCGUCUGAAAUUUACUGAGAAAAACUUUUUCGGUGAGGAUAUCGAUGCAUAUUUUCGCAUCAAGCCACUUGAAGUUGAAGAAAUUGCGUCUUUUUAAAUUAAUUUAAUCUUAAAUGUUGAAUUUUGCAUGCAAUGUAAUUAAAUAUAUCUGACAUGUGUUGAACUUGACUUCGAUAACCCACUAAUGUUGAUGCAUUUAUGGUCUUGAAAUUUCGUUCCAGUGGCAAUUUUUGAAAUGUCUGCAAUUUAAUCAAUUUAGUUGAAUAACACAAUCAUUUGCAAA